UGUGAUGAGCUUUUCCUUUGAGGGAAACUUUGAGUGAAUGCAAGAAGCUCAAAGUUUAUUGCAAGCUUUCCUAAAUGAUAAUUUAAAUUUAUGACACAGAUUUUAAUGCAUUAAUGAAAACACAUUAGCAGGGAAAACAAAAACUAAGAACAUUUUCAUUACUUUCUUAGCUUUCCUAUAUUUGCUGUACUUAAAUUCCUAAAAAUUGGUUCAGUUUUGCCUACUUUUGCCCCACUGUAUUCUCAUCAAGCAAAGAGCGCCUGCGUUAACAUUGUUUGGUCUAACUAUAUAGAUGUCCCGCCUUUCAUUGACCAGUUUAUCUUCUUCUGCAUCGACGAAUGGUGACUAGGAUCGAGUUCCUCCAUUAAAAUAAUUCUACCAGGGACUAGGAAGAGCCAAGAGGCAGGCUAACGACCCUGAACCCUUCGGUGACACUGAACUUGUCCGCUGGCAAGUCGGUCAACAAAUGUCCAGCAUGGCACGUUUUCGCAAGGUGAGUCGCCAAAGCGAGGAGCUCGAGUCGGAGGCGAGUGCAUCAUUGUUAAAGUCAUCCCCGAAUAUAUUAGAGAACUUUGCCUACGACGAGUUCCAUUCGGUACAGCUAAAUCAUCCACUCCUUAAGCGAAUGGCCACUUCACCAGUCGCCCAUUCUGGGUCACAGAGCAGCUCAUCCUCCACAUCAUCUUCACGGAGGGAGCCGAAAUUCUGUGACACACUGGAACGGCAUGCCUUCAUGCGAAAUGUGAUUAACCAGCAGCCGGAAAGCGUCCGACGCUACUCGAGUCCGGGUGAAAAGGAGGCACAGGUCAGAAAAAGUCUUGAGGAGAUCACCAAGGAUCUCAAGGAAAUCGAACAGUUCGUCAGUGCCACUGAGGAGUUGCUGCAGAAGGAGAAGGAACAGGACAAGGUUCUCUACGCCAACAAAGAAAACAAGUGUCCCAGUCCGGUCAAAAAGUGCACCUAUAAGAUAAAUGUCUACAAGACUCCGCACAGACGUCAUCGUCCGGGUAGCCCGCGGUUCUAUUACUCCAGAUUGUACUUUAGGAAUGGAAAAAUCGGUUGCGUGGACUCCACAGAGCAUCAGAACAAUGUGGGUGCCACUCACGCUCUGGUCAAGCACAUCCUACAUCAUGAAAAGCCUCUAGUAAGUCCAGAUAGUGUGAGGAGAGUGCUUGAGGAGAGCUUCGAAAUGGUUCCACUACCAGGAGCUGUUCCCGAGGUUGUCCCCGAUCCGAUUGCUGUUCAGCGAGCAGAGGAGCUGGCAGCAGCCACUGGGCAGGUGGUUCUACCAAAGGAAGAGGAGGAGAAUUCACCUAUGCAUCAAGGGGAAUCCCAACCAAUUAUCGACGAGGAUGAACAGGAUGUGCAAAUCUGUUACAACGAAUCGCCGGAACUGCAAAACGACGAUCGCAAUGAGCGAGCCAAUGGAACACCUUCAAUUAAUGACAGCGAGAUCGUGGCAGUUAAUGAACCGGAGACGGAAAUGAAUGUGGAUAUGGACCUGGAGCACCGCAAGCCAAGUAGCGCUGGUAGCUUGGACUCCCAGGGUCAGCAGUUCCUCCGCGACCAAGUUCGCCAUUUGGUCCGCCGCUUUACAGCCAGAGCUAAUAAGGUCAAGUCCCGAAUUGAACUACCACCAACUCCUUCGUCCAGCAGCACCGCCAGUUCACCAUCACCACCACCAACCAAGAGUCUUCAUCCUUCUCCACAGCACAAGGUGCGACUGGUGCCAGCGGGUCAAUCCCCGCACCGAGGGAGGCUCUUCGAGGCAGAUACUCCACGGUCAAAUGUGUGGCUUUGUUCCAGUUUGUGCGGCGCCAAUAAUGAUGAGCGUACCUUGGAUCCCCAGGGCAAAAUCUACAUCUCCUGGCUAUGCGUUGUAUCGCUAUCCUUCCUCUAUAACGCCUGGGUCAUCCCGUUGCGCUCCUCGUUCCCCUUCCAGACCAAGGAGAACACCAACAUCUGGCUGGCCUGUGACUUUUGUGCUGACAUUGUGUAUCUGCUGGAUGUUGUCUUCUUCAAGCAUCGGGUUAUGUACCUCUUUGAGGGUUUUUGGGUGAAAAACAAAAACCUGACCAGAAAGAACUACAUGAGGAAACUGCAAUUUAAGUUGGAUCUUCUGGCCCUUCUCCCACUUGAGUUGCUAUACCUGAAAUUGGGCACUGGUGCUGUUUGGUUGCGAUUUCCAAGGUUCUUUAAGAUUCAGAGCUUUUGGGAAGUAUUCCGCCUUUUGGAUCGAGUAAUAUCGUCACCACACUUCGUUCGAGUGGCCAAAACUUUGACUUACAUGCUCUACAUGAUUCACAUCACGGCCGCCCUAUACUAUGCCUACAGUGACUACCAGGGCUUGGGAAAGAAUCGCUGGGUCUUUAGUGGCAAGGGUCAUCCAUAUGUAAGGUGUUUUGCAUUUGCCACCAAGACGGCCACAUCCAUAGGAAAAAAUCCAAAGCCGGAGCGUCAAGGGGAGUAUGUCUUCAUGACGGUAGCCUGGCUGAUGGGAGUCUUUGUCUUCGCUUUGCUCAUCGGUCAGAUUAGGGACAUUAUCUCGACUGCCACACGGAACAAGCAUGAGUAUCGCCAGCUGGAAGAUGAGACACUGGAGUACAUGCGACGUCUUAAUCUCUCCCAGGAAGUACAGUCAAGGGUCAAAAUGUGGUUCCAGUUUACGUGGGAACAGCAACGCACUUUGGAUGAGUCCAACAUCUUAGAUGCUUUGCCCAUUAACCUAAAAACGGACAUCGCCAUCUCCGUGCACAUUCAAACGCUUUCCAAGGUGCAACUGUUUGCUGAUUGCGAAGAGGCUUUGCUUAGAGAUUUGGUACUAAAGCUGAGGGCCGUAACCUUUCUGCCUGGAGAUUUUGUUUGCCGCAAGGGUGAGGUUGGCAGAGAGAUGUACAUCGUAAAACUAGGUCAAGUCCAAGUGAUGGGUGGUCCCAGUAGUGAUGUUGUACUCGCCACUUUAACAGAAGGCUCCGUAUUCGGUGAGAUCAGUCUGCUGGGAAUCAAUGGAGCUGACCGCAGAACAGCAGAUGUGCGAUCGAAGGGAUACUCCAACCUUUUUGUGCUUUCCAAAUCCGAUUUGAACGAGGUCAUCGCAUACUAUCCCAAUGCCCAGGCUAUUCUCAAGAAGCGCGCACGUCAACUGAUGAGGAAAAAUGCAGCCAGGGAGCGGGAAGAAGAGCGUGAGCGUGCACGCAGUGCCCUCCAGGCAGAUGUAGUGAUCGGGAACCCGAAAACACCGGAGACGCCACCAAAACUCCUACAGACAGUUAUCCAAGCACUUCCGUAUGAAUCCCCCGCCGUGGUGCUUAUCACAAGAGGUUCUAAGAGGAUGCGUCGCAAACGCCAAUCGUUGCAAAUGGAAACUAUUGUGGAGCCCAAAAUGGAGAUCACAGGCGGCGCAGAACCGCAAGAACAGAAGAGCUUGAAACCGGGAAGAUGUUCACCCGAUCUACUCUUCUCCAUCCAGCAAGAGCUAAAGUCCAAGCACAAGUUUAUCAACCUAACGGAUUCUGAGAAGGCGCUGAUCAGCCAAUCUGCAAACAAUUCGCUGGAGGACAUCAAGGUGGUGGAUCUCUAAGAUUUCAUAGCCAAUUCCAUAGUAUAUGUCUAAUUAUUGUAACAAAAUAUUCUGCGAUAUAAACUCUGUGUGUAUAACAA
This is a messenger RNA of Drosophila eugracilis, 3660 nucleotides long. RefSeq names its product cyclic nucleotide-gated cation channel beta-1 (gene CngB). The transcript has 6 exons. The record is from RefSeq and is a predicted model, not a curated record. Gene Ontology annotation, cellular component: plasma membrane; intracellular cyclic nucleotide activated cation channel complex. Bases 467 to 3580 code for a protein of 1037 amino acids. NCBI's taxonomy places the organism in Eukaryota, Metazoa, Arthropoda, Insecta, Diptera, Drosophilidae. Gene Ontology annotation, biological process: monoatomic cation transmembrane transport. Gene Ontology annotation, molecular function: cGMP binding; intracellularly cGMP-activated cation channel activity; protein-containing complex binding.